GGGGCCGGGCGGGGGGCGGCGGCGGGAAGGACUGGCCGCGCAGGGCCCCGCCGAGCCCCGACCACCCGCAGGACACCGACACCGUCACCGCCGCCCGGCACGGACCUCCCGCCCCGGAGAUAUUGCUCAGCAUUAUCAUUGAAAGAUGGGAGGUGCCGUGAGUGCCGGGGAAGACAAUGAUGAACUGAUCGAUAACUUGAAAGAAGCUCAGUACAUCCGGACAGAGCUGGUAGAACAGGCGUUCCGAGCUAUCGAUCGGGCAGACUACUAUCUUGAAGAGUUCAAAGAUAACGCCUACAAAGACCUCGCUUGGAAGCAUGGUAAUAUUCACCUUUCUGCACCGUGCAUUUACUCAGAAGUGAUGGAAGCCUUAGAUCUACAACCCGGACUAUCGUUUCUGAACCUGGGCAGUGGCACUGGUUACCUCAGUUCUAUGGUUGGACUUAUUUUAGGGCCUUUUGGUGUAAACCAUGGGGUGGAGCUUCAUUCAGAUGUCAUAGAGUAUGCAAAGCAGAAACUGGACUUUUUCAUCAGAACAAGUGACAGCUUUGACAAGUUUGAAUUCUGUGAGCCCUCAUUCGUUACUGGCAAUUGCUUGGAGAUCUCUCCAGACUGUACUCAGUAUGAUCGUGUAUAUUGUGGUGCUGGAGUCCAAAAGGAGCAUGAAGACUACAUGAAGAGUUUGCUUAAAGUUGGGGGAAUUCUUGUUAUGCCUCUAGAAGAAAAGUUGACCAAGAUAACCCGCAUUGGACCUUCAGCCUGGGAAACAAAAAAAAUUCUGGCCGUUUCUUUUGCCCCUCUCAUCCAGCCCAAUCAUUCAGAUUCGGGAAAGUCAAGGCUAGUUCAGCUGCCCCCUUUAGCCGUUCGCAGCCUCCAAGACUUAGCUCGCAUUGCAAUCCGAGGCACGAUAAAAAAGAUCAUCCAUCAGGAAGCAAUGAGCAGAAGCGGCAACGGGCUGAAGAACCCUCCUAGAUUUAAACGAAGACGGGUCCGCCGCCGUCGCAUGGAGACCAUCGUCUUCUUGGACAAAGAGGUCUUUGCCAGCCAUAUUUCCAACCCAUCCGAUGAUAACAACAACUGCGAGGAUAUCGAAGAGGAGAGGCGGGAAGAGGAAGAGAGGAGUAUUCCUGAACUGAAGCCAGAUCCACCUGUAAACUUUCUAAGAGAGAAGGUCUUGAGUCUACCCUUGCCUGACCCUCUGAAAUAUUAUCUGCUUUAUUACAGAGAAAAAUAAGUCUCCUAUUUAUAUAGUAAGGGGUAAAUGAGGAGAAAAAGAAUAGUUGUUAGGGCUUGACAGAUGUAUACCACUUGCUUGCCUGUUAACGUUACAACACCUGGCAGUAGGCUGGCUGUCUGAAGAAUGUGACUGCUGUAUUUCGCGAACAUCAUAGUUUUUCUUGUUGUGUUGUUUUUUCUUUUCUUCUCCUGCUUGACUGUCUGCUGUAUUUUUUGUCUUUCAGCAGGAUUUACGUAGAAAGUCAGCUGGUAAAAUGUGAGAUUACCUGGAAACGACAAUUUAAUUUUCCAAAACAAAGUCAGUCUGGAGAAGUUAUGUAUUUUUCAGCUGUGCUUUAACAAAACUGCAAUUUUAAAGUGUUCCUAAGCAGACCCCCGAAGAUGGCCCUUUUCCAUUCACCGUGUCCAACUCUCCCAUGAAUAGUGUUUACACUGAUAUCUGAAUGAAAGCAGGUGAUAUAAAAUCACCGAUUUGGAAAGAGUACUCUAAAAAUGCCCAGUUCUUAAUGCUGAAGAAAAAUAGUAUCUAUCUCAUAAGUGCUAACUGCAAACUUUACCUUAAUGAAUGGAAAUAAAGUUUUGUUUGUAUUUACCUGAUGAUUAAAGAACUCUGAUGUAAGU
Molecule: messenger RNA, 1857 nt
Organism: Ornithorhynchus anatinus (platypus)
Lineage: Eukaryota; Metazoa; Chordata; Mammalia; Monotremata; Ornithorhynchidae
Gene: PCMTD2
Product: protein-L-isoaspartate (D-aspartate) O-methyltransferase domain containing 2
Exons: 6
Coding region: 146-1234 (362 amino acids)
Biological process (GO): protein modification process
Cellular component (GO): cytoplasm
Molecular function (GO): protein-L-isoaspartate (D-aspartate) O-methyltransferase activity
Source: RefSeq, a predicted model, not a curated record